GCAACUUUGGUCGGCCAGCUGUUCGUCGUGGUCGUGCAACAACAAAUUGAGCAGUGACUUUUCGUAUUCGAAUAACGUAGAAAGCGUGUAUAAGUCGUAGUCUCUGCUCGGAACAUUUUAAAACCAGUCCAAAACUAUAGGAAAAACAAGAAAAGUGAUCGUGCUUACACCAGAACAGUUGAACGUGCAACAAAAGUGAUUGCGAAAUACACUGCAAGAGGAGGCCAGACGUCAUAAUCGCAUCACUGGGAAGCGCGACAGACGUCGACAUUUUAUGGCGGAAGCAGCAGUGUCAAUCUGCGAUUGAAGGACAGCUCUAAAGGAACACCCAGGAUCCCCGCCAGCGACGGCAGACAGCAACAUGUUUUGACCUCCCACUCGGUACAGCUGGAGCGUCCGCUGCUCUUCUCUGUUCCCCUUGGUCACCUAGUCAUCCGUUCUCACCACAUCGCCCCAUCAGCCCUCCAUAAUAAGCACGGCCAACCAUGUCCUUCUCCGACUUCGACGCCAUCUACGAGGAUGAGCAGCUGGACGAGCUGGAGCACUUCCAGGACCAAACGGUGGCGCCGGUCCAGGAGCCCAUCAUCAUACGCGGCGCGGGCAACAUGACGGUAUUUGGGCUAAGCAACCGCUUCAACGCGGAGUUUCCCUGCGGUCUGCUGUCGCGCGUGGCUCCCGAGGAGUUCAAGGCGACGGUGGGCCGGAUCAACGGAGUGCUGAAGAAAUCCCUGCCCGUCAACGUCAAAUGGCUCUUCUGCGGCUGCGUCUGCUGUUGCUGCACGCUCGGUUGUUCCCUCUGGCCCGUCAUCUGUCUCAGCAAACGCACACAACUCACACUGGACAAGCUGUUCGAAUGGGAGAACAAUCAUCUAUAUCAUAAGCUGGGCCUGCACUGGCGACUGCAUAAGCAACAAUGUGAUUCCAAUUCCAUGAUGGAGUAUGUUAUUUUAAUUGAAUUUAUACCCAAAACGCCCAUCUACCGGCCCGACUAAGUGCCGUCGUGGAGGAGGAGGGGCGUGGUAUCACAGGGUCGCGGGGUUGUCGUAAUGGUAAUUGUAAAAUAAACACUAGCUGCUAACACUUUGCUUUAGGCGUUUACGGAUCGUGCUAAUCAGCAGAGAGUAUAGGUACACUAAUCCAUAGGACAGGACAGGCGCAGGCACAGCACACACAAUGGGCAUUAACUAAUUUAGUGCACUCGCAGAUUGUCAUUUUAAGCUAGCUACUAUUUCAUGUUCGGUUUAUAACAAAAUUUUGCAAGAACUCUAGGCGGUAAGUUUGAUUUCUCGUAACUUUAGGGCGCUCUACUUUUUCUGUUUUUCGUUUAGUUGUAAAUUCUUAUUUGUUUCCCAAACUAAUGCAAUACUAUUUAAUAAAUUUCGUGUUAGGAAAUUUACAGUGAUUUCGAAAAUGUGUUUUUCUAACUGCAUUCAUAGUAAAUGAAUAUUUUUCAACUAAGAAUUCAAAGCCCACUUUCGAUACCCGAACAAAUUCACACAUAUUCUGUUCAUGUAAUGUACAAGGUACAUAUAUAUUUUGAUAUAUAUCAUAUGGUUACCUAAGUAUUUUGUGGUUUCAAUAACUUUACAGCACUUUGGGGCAUAGACGGUUGAUGAACAAUAAAUACAUUUUAAUUUACUUUAGGUUUCAUUUAUGUAUUAAUGCUUAAAUAU
Drosophila melanogaster (fruit fly) is the source of this 1673-nucleotide messenger RNA. RefSeq lists its product as uncharacterized. The transcript is spliced from 4 exons. The record is from RefSeq and is marked reviewed. Gene Ontology annotation, cellular component: membrane. Bases 486 to 992 code for a protein of 168 amino acids. Lineage: Eukaryota; Metazoa; Arthropoda; Insecta; Diptera; Drosophilidae.